AUGUCAGUUCUUAACUAUACAAGAUUCAGUCAUCAGACUUUCACUCUGACUGGGAUCCCUGGAAUGCCUGAGAAGGAUUACUGGAUGGCCCUGCCACUUUUCCUCCUCUACAGUGUCACUUUGUUGGGCAAUAUCACUAUCCUUAUGGUCAUCAGACUCGAACAGAGCCUCCAUGAGCCCAUGUAUUAUUUUCUGGCCAUGUUGGCUGCCACUGACCUUAGCCUGUCCUUAUCCUCAUUACCAACUAUGCUCAGAGUUCACUGGUUUGGCCAAUACUCAGUGGCCUUUGACGCUUGCCUCACCCAGAUGUUUUUUAUCCACACUUUUGGAGGAGUAGAGUCAGGAGUUCUGGUGGCCAUGGCCUUUGACCGCUUCGUAGCUAUCCGCUUCCCUCUGCACUAUGCCAGCAUCCUUACACACAGUGUCAUAAGCAAGAUUGGAGCCGUGAUUAUGUUUAGGAGUGUGGCUGCUGUGCUCCCUGUUCCCUUUCUCAUCAAAAGGUUGCCCUUCUGCCACUCUAAUGUUCUCUCCCAUGCGUACUGUCUCCACCAGGAUGCCAUGAGACUCGCCUGUGCCGACACUCGCAUCAAUAGUCUCUAUGGUCUACUGGCUGUUAUCUUCAUCAUUGUGCUGGAUGCUCUGGUUCUUCUGUUCUCUUAUGUCCUCAUUCUCCAUGCAGUUUUGGGUAUUGCAUCCCGAGAAGAACAAUUCAAAGUACUCAAUACCUGCUUCUCCCAUGUCUGUGCCGUGUUGUUGUUCUAUAUACCUCUCAUUGGCAUGACACUUAUUCAUCGCUUUGGGAAACAUCUGUCACCCAUUGUGCAUACAUUCAUGGCAAAUGUCUAUCUGCUGCUGCCUCCUGUACUCAAUCCUAUUGUCUAUAGCAUCAGAACCAGAGAUAUCCGAAAGAGAAUUGUCCGUAUGUUGUCAAGAGCUGGUUCCUGA
Molecule: messenger RNA, 945 nt
Organism: Gracilinanus agilis (Agile Gracile Mouse Opossum)
Lineage: Eukaryota; Metazoa; Chordata; Mammalia; Didelphimorphia; Didelphidae
Product: olfactory receptor 51H1-like
Exons: 1
Coding region: 1-945 (314 amino acids)
Biological process (GO): G protein-coupled receptor signaling pathway
Cellular component (GO): membrane
Molecular function (GO): olfactory receptor activity; G protein-coupled receptor activity
Source: RefSeq, a predicted model, not a curated record